This is a messenger RNA of Suncus etruscus (white-toothed pygmy shrew), 1112 nucleotides long. It is a transcript of the gene EIF3G, whose product is annotated as eukaryotic translation initiation factor 3 subunit G. Bases 33 to 995 code for a protein of 320 amino acids. The transcript is spliced from 11 exons. Gene Ontology annotation, molecular function: RNA binding; translation initiation factor activity. Gene Ontology annotation, cellular component: cytoplasm; eukaryotic translation initiation factor 3 complex. The record is from RefSeq and is a predicted model, not a curated record. Lineage: Eukaryota; Metazoa; Chordata; Mammalia; Eulipotyphla; Soricidae.
CCGGACCUGGGCUGCGUGGAGAAGGUUCCGCGAUGCCUACCGGAGACUUUGACUCCAAGCCCAGCUGGGCCGACCAGGUGGAGGAGGAAGGAGAGGACGACAAAUGCGUCACCAGCGAACUUCUGAAGGGGAUCCCUCUGGCUCCUGGGGACACCAGUCCAGAGCCGGAGCUGCUUCCCGGAGCCCCAUUGCCGCCCCCGAAGGAAGUUAUCAACGGAAACAUCAAGACGGUGACCGAGUAUAAGAUUGAUGAAGAUGGCAAGAAGUUCAAGAUCGUCAGGACCUUCAGAAUUGAGACCCGGAAAGCAUCCAAGGCUGUGGCGAGGAGGAAGAACUGGAAGAAGUUUGGAAACUCCGAGUAUGACCCCCCAGGGCCCAACGUGGCCACCACCACAGUCAGUGACGAUGUGUCCAUGACCUUCAUCACCAGCAAAGAGGAUCUUAACUGCCAAGAGGAGGAAGACCCAAUGAACAAGCUCAAGGGCCAGAAGAUCGUGUCGUGCCGCAUCUGCAAGGGCGACCACUGGACCACACGCUGCCCCUACAAGGACACCCUGGGGCCCAUGCAGAAGGAGCUGGCAGAGCAGCUGGGCCUGUCCACGGGCGAGAAGGAAAAGCUGCCAGGAGAGCUGGAACCCAUGCAGGCGGCCCAGAGCAAGACCGGGAAGUACGUGCCACCGAGCCUGCGUGAUGGAGCCAGCCGCCGUGGAGAGUCCAUGCAGCCCAAUCGCAGAAGUGAUGACAAUGCCACCAUCCGAGUCACCAACCUGUCCGAGGACACUCGUGAGACCGACCUGCAGGAGCUCUUCCGGCCUUUUGGCUCCAUCUCCCGCAUCUACCUGGCCAAGGACAAGACCACUGGCCAGUCCAAGGGCUUUGCCUUCAUCAGCUUCCACCGUCGUGAGGAUGCCGCACGUGCCAUCGCGGGGGUCUCUGGCUUCGGCUAUGACCACCUCAUCCUCAACGUUGAAUGGGCCAAGCCAUCCACCAACUAAGCCACCAGCCAUGGCCGUCAUGCUGCUGCCUGGCUCUGGAUCCGAGAGUACCAAAAAGGCAGGUACAGAAGCAAGGAAGGGUGCUUCGAGGUCAAUAAAAAACUCCGUUCAUACCCC